Bacidia gigantensis is the source of this 1041-nucleotide messenger RNA. RefSeq lists its product as uncharacterized. The record is from RefSeq and is a predicted model, not a curated record. The transcript is spliced from 3 exons. Bases 1 to 1041 code for a protein of 346 amino acids. Lineage: Eukaryota; Fungi; Ascomycota; Lecanoromycetes; Lecanorales; Ramalinaceae.
AUGAAGCAGACCAGGGCAAGCCAGGGCAGACCAGGUCCACCUCACCUCCAGACCUCCCCUAGCCAACAGCCUCCACCCCAGACCACCUUCAGUGGCAGCCAACAGCAAGCUCCACAAGCUCCACACGAUGCCUACAACUACGACCCGUCUCCACCCUCGUCCGAGCAGUUCCGACGAAGCUCGUACCAGCAACCAUCCACGAGUGCUCCUGCCUCAUCAGGAUCAGGAUCAAACAUGAUCACCGAGCAACUACCUCCACAACCAGUACAGCCUGGUAUGGGGCAAAGUCAAGGUCAGGCGCCACCAACGCAGCAGCAACCACCACCACAACAGCAAGAGCAGGCGUCACAGAGCAAUGAUAGCCCACAGUUUGACAUCUUCGAGUGGUACCCCAAAUACCAAUCCUGCCAACGCUAUUUUAACGCCCACGCCCAACACUCCGGCCAAGUCCAAGCUGUCGCCGCAUUCGUCAACAUACUCCUCCCCUUCCAACGUAUUGGCACCGGUGCCCCACAUUCCCACAGCGCCUCCACAAACCCCACCACCAGCUCCUUCACGCCUAUUUUCACAAACCCUCCUCCUCCGAGCCCUUCCUCCGCUGGUCCGCAGCCACCUCAUUUCACAAGCAUAUCCCUGAUACCCUACCUCCGCCGCCUUGUCGUGACGGGUCUAGACUUCCCAGGGGUGCUGCACGGCUUCUUUGGAGAUGACUGGGCGUCCGGAGUGGGGCCGCUUCACGAGCAAGAAAGAAGGAAUUAUCUGUUCGCCGCAAAGAGCGGAGGAUGGGCAUCUGUGAAGAGAGACUAUGACCUGUUGCCGCUAGAAACUGUCCCAUUCAUGCGACCGUUGAGCAGCCCAGUCGAGCAAGAAGUACAAGCGGCCGAGAAAGCGUGGAGCGAGUGGCUAGCGCUGGAAGAUUGGAUGGUUGGGGAAAGAGCGCCAGAGCAUUUGAGCGGGAACAGGGGCGAUCAGGGUCUCCAUGGUGUUGGAGGUGGUGGAAAUGGGAGAAUGAGCGGGCAGGAGGGUGCAGGGCCAAGGUGA